Molecule: messenger RNA, 2197 nt
Organism: Corythoichthys intestinalis (scribbled pipefish)
Lineage: Eukaryota; Metazoa; Chordata; Actinopteri; Syngnathiformes; Syngnathidae
Product: triple functional domain protein-like
Exons: 10
Coding region: 861-1946 (361 amino acids)
Biological process (GO): axon guidance
Cellular component (GO): extrinsic component of membrane; cytoplasm
Molecular function (GO): guanyl-nucleotide exchange factor activity
Source: RefSeq, a predicted model, not a curated record
CACGAAAAAAAAAAAAACCACUCGGAAAAAAUUGACAUGUAUAUACAGUUUCAUUGCAAAUCAGUAUUAUGGUGAUCAUACUAAAUAUUUUUUUCUGUGCACAUAUGAGGUACAUAUCGCUGCCAUGAAGCCUCCAUAUAGUGACAGUUCUCUGCCCGCUUCACUGCCGUCACGCGACCGCAGCUCAGGUUUUGCUUGCCUCGUAGCUACGCGUGUUUUAAAUUACUGUAAAUUUGAUAGUAUAUCGUCAUAGGCACAGUCCCGAGUCUGUUGAGAAAAGUAGAACACUAAACCAUGCUCGCUAGAUUUGUGUGGUGUUUUUGUCUUUUUGAGCAGCAUUUGAUAGGCUCCACGUUAACAAAUAUGUGACAAAGUCGUUUCCUUUCAUUUUAUGACUCGUUCACCGCAUAGUCAUUACUGGAAAGUCAAGUUAGCAGCAAGCUAGGUCAGGAACCGGAGGACCGAAUCACUGAACGGGAAGUGACAAAACUCAGUCUUUCCCCCCUGCCUGCACGCUGGCUGCUUAUUGGCCACACGUGGAAAUGAGUGACAUACGCCAUGAUUCUGUUUCCGCUCCCUCCCCUGCCCGCGAUGAGGCUGGCGUCUGAUUGGUCGUGUGCGAUGUCAGAAGACGCUGCCGCUUGCUCAACGCCCUCCCACGCAGCGAACAAGCGCCACCAACUUCAUAGAACGAAUCAGUGCAGAUGGUGAUUAGUUCGGUCUCGUUCACCCAAACAAUUCGUUCAAAAAGAACGAAUCGUUCGCGACCGAUACAACACUAGUGGGAAUGGGUCAGAUGCUGCAUUCGAGCGCACGCGAUUCAUCGGAAGGCACACGACUCAUCUGGAAACUUUUCUACCAUGGAACACCUCACGUCUGAACUUACUGCUUUCGUUGAAUGGCUGGCAGAAUACCCAGCGGAGCUUACUGCUGGAUCAUUAGAAGGCCGAGGCUCUGCAAUAGGGAAGAACACUUCUAAUGACAAGGACUUGGAAAGAGACACCAGUAACUGGCUGCAGCUGUUGCGCAAAACGGACGGAAAACGCCAAGUGGUCAUCGCCUCUCUGGCUUUCCACAAGACCUGGGCACAGGUAUGUCAUCUGCUGGAAAGCCUGGAGGAGGAUUACAAGAGCAUGGAGGACUGGUGCUGCGCAACAGGCAAACCUGACUCUUGCGGUCAUAUGGAUCAUGUAACUUCCUUGAUCAGUAAACACCUGAAACAGAAGGAAUUCUUCCUCAAGGCCUGCACGUUAAUCAAGGGCAUUGCAGAUAUCUUCUACCAGUACGUAGAGAGGAACGGCGCAACAAUGGGAAGGCUGGGUCACGACCAAGAAGAACAUGUUACAGGCAUCUUGAAUGAUAUGACUGAGAGAGAGAAUCGUGUCCUAUGUUUAUGGAAUGUAAGAAAGAAGCAACUGGACCAGUGUCUGCAGUAUUUGGCAUUUGAACGCCGUGCCAUACAGGCCCAGGAAAGAAUUCAGGAUAUGGGGGAGGUUUACCUGUCCACGCACUACUCCGCCGGCUCAAGCAUCCGCUUCAGGCAGGAGCUGCUGAAGGAGAAGGAAAACCUUAACAUCAUCAGCAAGCAAAUGAAAGAGUGCGUUAAGCUGCUCAUCCAACUGGCGGACGGAUACUGUGCCAAAGGUCACAGCCAUGCCGACAAGAUGAAAAAAUGUGCUUUGGCAGUUGACCGGUGCGACCGGGAUUUGAAGAAGCGAAUGGAAAAGCACCAUUGCAGCUUGGAGAAAUUGACUGGCGCUAAGUACUCGGCUGCCCAUUACCCAAAGGAGAAGAAGCAUGAAGAUAAAGACACCUUGCACGGAGAAUGCAUGAUGCCAAGAUCGCGUCGCACACUCAAGCGCGGUCUCAAAUUGGAGUUUCGAGGAACAGGUCCCAGUUGGAAAAAGUGGCUCAACAAAAGCGUGUGGUGGCCAAACCAUAAUUAACAAGUGCAAGAAUGGUCGUAAAAUGAGGGCACAGAGAGAACAAUGAAAAACACUUGGACCACAAGAGAUCCCCUCUCGGGAACCAACUGUAAAAUGUAAAAAAAAAAAUGUAAAAAAAACAACUGUAUAACUGUAUGGUACAUGUCCAAAAAGUCACAUUUUUUAUUUAUUUUUGUACUUUGGGGCUUUUGUACUCUUGUAUAUAUUUUUGUAAAUAGUUAUGUUUUUUACUCAAUAAAUUGCCAUUGGUA